This is a messenger RNA of Apis dorsata (giant honeybee), 1468 nucleotides long. RefSeq names its product neuronal acetylcholine receptor subunit alpha-7-like (gene nAChRa9). Gene Ontology annotation, biological process: regulation of membrane potential; nervous system process; monoatomic ion transmembrane transport. Gene Ontology annotation, cellular component: synapse; neuron projection; membrane. The transcript is spliced from 6 exons. The record is from RefSeq and is a predicted model, not a curated record. NCBI's taxonomy places the organism in Eukaryota, Metazoa, Arthropoda, Insecta, Hymenoptera, Apidae. Gene Ontology annotation, molecular function: extracellular ligand-gated monoatomic ion channel activity; transmembrane signaling receptor activity; neurotransmitter receptor activity.
AAGUGAAAAGCAUUGAACCUGGGGGGCGUCUCGCCUAUCUCUAGCUUCGAAUUUCAUGGGGCGUCUGAUAAUCGUUCUGUCACAAACGAGAAAUCGUUCAGUCGACUGGUGGCUGUUGGCUCAUUUCAAUGAAAAUGAGAAUAAUAACAGCUCUUGGAUUUCUUCUUUUUUGGCAGGAUUCGGCAAUCUUAGCUGAAAACGACAAUGAACUCGAAUACUAUGCGUUAAAUUGCAAGGAUUAUGACCAUCCAACUACCUUGUUGAAAUUGAGGAGAUAUCUUUUCUGCGAUUACGAUCCUAAUGUUCGACCGAUUUCGUCUCAUCAAAUCGCCAACAACGUGACCAUGCAAUUACUUCCAAAACUGAUGGAAUUCGAUGAUUGGACCAGCGUGAUGGAGUUGCACAGUUGGAUGACCCUUGUUUCGAAUAUUCGAUGAUUAAAAAAAAUAAAUAAAUAAAUAUAUAUAUAUAUAUAUUGCCCCUAUCGAAUAAGAGGUGACAUGACGUUCGAUCAAACUGGUAUACCAUCUACUACGUGCCUGGUGUUCAGUUCGGGUUCGGUAAGCUGCGUACCAUCGGUGAAACACGUUGCCAAAUGCGCGACAGAUUUUUCCUCGUGGCCCUACGACACUCAUCGAUGCCGGAUUAAUUUUGGCUCGUGGGUCCAUUCAGGGGAGGAAGUGAACAUUUUUCUUGACAAAAAGGGGUUCCACAUGGACGGGUAUACGAAUAAUUCCAAAUGGGAUUUCAAAGUUAUAAAAGCGACCAAAGUGUUGAAGAUGUACGCUUGUUGCCCGAACGACACUUAUCCGAUGAUCGUUUACGAAUUCUCCAUAAGCCGACAUUACGGCAUAUUGCCCGCCCCCUACGUCAUCCCUGCCGUAACAAUGAUGUUGCUCACGUUGACGGUACUAUGGCUGGACUCGAGAUCAACAGAGAGAAUGAUCGCAGCGAGUGUGAAUUUGAUCUGUCAUAUACUUUGCAUGUCCGAUUUGCAUUGGCAAUUACCUCACAAUAGCACCAAUCCUCCCAAUAUACUGCUCUAUUAUAGAGAUUCGCUUGCCUUGUCCGUAUUCGCUUUAAUUUUAACCGCUCUGCUUCGGAAAAUGCAAGAAAUGAACAUCGAGGUGCCAUAUUGGAUUUCUAUAAUAACUUCGUUCGUCUUGAACAACAGAGCCGGACGUUUCCUUAUUCUUACCGAGAACGAUACCAAAUUAUCCAAUCAGGGGAUACUUGGCGAAGAGACUGAAAACAAUUCAGAGGUUUCGAAAUCUCGGACUAAAGAAUCGGCGUGGAGACAUUUCGCGGCCAUAAUCGAAUGGCUCUCUUUCUUCAUCGUGAUUUUCACUUACAUCAUCAUUCUGAUCACUCUUGUACCAUCCACGUGAAAAAUCGAAUCCCCCUACGUUCUUCAUCAGUAAUCGAUUGUAGAUUCUCAUUCUCAGAAUAAAUAAUAAUUUAUAACGAU